This is a messenger RNA of Strongyloides ratti, 1002 nucleotides long. RefSeq names its product Protein of unknown function DUF1057 family-containing protein. NCBI's taxonomy places the organism in Eukaryota, Metazoa, Nematoda, Chromadorea, Rhabditida, Strongyloididae. The record is from RefSeq and is a predicted model, not a curated record. The transcript is spliced from 4 exons. The coding region runs from base 1 to 1002 and encodes 333 amino acids.
AUGGGAAAAAAACCAUUAAAAAAAGUAAUAAGAAAUCUUCCAACUCCUGAAAGUGGUGAAAAAUUUUUGAAAAUAGAUAAAAUCAUUGCCUUAACAGGAAAAAAUGAAAAUGUUAAUGUUGAUGCUGUAACAUUGGAUACAAUGCCAAAUGGUUCGAAGAAUGGAACAAUUGUAGCAAUAGCUGGUUCUCCUGGUUCUCAUUUAGAUUUUAAAUACAUGCUUCCAUUUUUUAUUGAAAAAGAAUAUAGAUUUGUGGGGAUAAACUUUCCUGGGUAUGGUUUUACAAAAGUAGAUGAUAGAUUUACUGAAUCUAAUAAAGAAAAGUAUAAUUAUAUUAAAAAAAUAAUGGAAACUAGAAAAAUAUCUCCUUCAGAAAAAGUUAUAUUUAUGGGUCAUAGUCGUGGUACAAAAAGUGCUUUAGAAUUAGCUGCAACAUAUAAUGAAGAAUCAACUAAAGGUGUUGUUUUAAUAAAUGGUGUUGGUAUAAGAAAACAUAGAGGAAUCCUACCAUUUUGGCCAAUAGCUUUAUUUUCAAAAUUAUGGGAAACAUUUCCUUUUGCUAGAAAACAAAUUAUUAAUCCAAUAAUACAUGUUAUAUAUGGUAUGCUUGGAUUAAAGACCAAUUCUCCUGAAAUGUCUGCAUGUUGUUUGAGAUCUAUUAAUAGUUUUGAUCUUCCUUCACAAACAAAAUUUGUUGAUUUAGUCAAUAAAAGGAAUACUAAAAUUCUUCAAUUAGGAGGAGGAAAAGAUUGGUUGAUUGAAAAAGAUAUAACAAUAGAAUUUGCAAAUUUAUUUAACAAUAUGAAAUUUAUUGAAAGUCAUAAACAUGAUGAUGAUGAAGAAAUAAUUGAUAAAAUUUCUAUUAAUUUUAAAAAUGGAGCAAAAGGUGUUUCUGUAUACUUUGAAAAAGAAGGACAUUUUUUAAAUAAAUUUAGAGCUACAGUUAUAGCAAAUGCUAUAGACAUUAUGUUUCGUGAAUCAGAUAAACAACUUAAAAUAUAA